AUGGCGACAGAUCCGGCAGAAACUUCAACAGGAUUGCCGGUACGAUGCAACGCUGCUGAUGCAGAUGAGCCUUCAACUAGAGAGUCGGAGUGGGCAACCACUUCAUGUGGAACAGCAUUCUCCGGAUUCGCCGGGGUCAAAAAGACCUCGACCAUGAUGUCAUCCCCAGAAUCGACGUGGGAGUUCUCAGGAAGAUUCAGGACGGAGCAGAGCGAGAACUCAAGCAUGUCAAUGUCCGGGCCUUCACCGAUGUCUGGGCCUUCACCGACGGCAAAAGAGCUUCUCACGGAGGUUGACCCAGAGAUUCUUCGUGGUGUGCGGCUUGACGUCGCUCUGCAGGGUCUUGGACGACACCUGCAUCCACCAGAUUCUGGAAUGUUUCAUGUGGAUCCGAAGAACUAUGCGCUGAGUCGAAAGACUGCCAAGUUUCAUGCCUUCCUCAGCCACGACUGGGCAUCAUCCAGAUGGAUGAAGGUGAUUGCGCUUCUAAUUGCCUUCAAUGCUCGCGCAGCCUCGAUCACCACAACUAUCGUCAGUGUGCUGACAGGACUUCUGUGUGCUGUCGGGGUAUUCCCCUCUGAUAUGUGGAUUGCUGCCCUGCCGCAUGCCACAUUCUGGCUUGUGUUCCUAUUCUGGCAGCGGAUCAGAAGCUUCGUGGGUUUUCCAGUUGUGGUUUUCUUGGACAAGCUCUGCAUUGCACAGCAUGACGAGAACCUCAAAGAGAAGGGGGUACUGGGACUGGCAGCGUUCCUGGACCGCUCGGAUGAACUGACCAUUCUUUGGUCCAAGCACUACUUCCGCCGGCUUUGGUGCAGCUUUGAGCUUGCAACGUUUAUGAAGGACAGUGACAAGCAUGCGCAUAUUCGGCUGGUGCCGCUGAAGAUGGGGGUCUUGAUGGCACUCAUGUCACAUUUCGCAGUGAUCGCGGCGGCCGUUUUCUACGCUUCGCUAGACAUUGAAAGUGGUCACAUUGGACGCCAUCUCAAGGUGGGGAGCCUGGUGGCUGCAGCCGUCGUUGCAAUCUUUCCUGCGCUCAAUUAUAUUGGCAUGGGUCUCAUGCAGGAACUGGAGGACUUGCCCCGCCAGGUGUGCAACUUUCGGGUCCAGCAAUGCGAGUGCUACUGCUGCCUGAAUCACCACAGACAUCCGGAUACGGGGGCAGAAAUUCACUGUGAUCGUGCCGCUGUUGGGCAGAUGCUUCAGCAGUGGUUUGGGCGACCAGGUGAUGUCGGCGAGGAGUACUGUAGACGCUUCAAUCGUCUCGUGCGUCAUCGCUUGGGCCCCCAAAUCCUCGGCUCUGUUGGAAGUGAUGCCCUGCCAAUCUCCUACGUGCUCUACGUGGUUUGUUGCAGUAAUGUUCCCUGGCUGUCUACAGUCAUUGCCCGUAUUGCAGCAGGACCGGCUGCAGCCGGGAUCGAUUCACGCUUCUGGGGCGUCCGGAUUUUCCUUGAAUGGGCACAACUCUGCCUCGCGGCGUUGUGCGUCAUGCGCGUCAGCCUGCUGCUCUGGAAGCAAGGGCGUAACAUACAAGGGCAGGGAAAGCGUUUUCUGGCUUCAAUUGCCAUGGUCGUCCCAAUAGUGGUGACCGGAAUGGCCACCUGGUGGUCCUUCGUUCUGGUCUAUGAUGCGACUCCAGACAACAGUAUGCUUCCCGCGAUUCCAUUCAUCGCGGUGCUUGUUAUUGAUGCAUACCUAUAUUUUCCGCCAACCGUGCAGGUGUCCGAUUUGGAACGGACUCCAGAGACGCUACCAGCAGUUUCAGAAGCCGGGGAGAUCUCUCCAUGCUCUCCAUGUUCCUCGAACACUGGCACCAUGUUCUCCCCGACAUGCUGGGACAAUGUCCUUCCCAGUGAACAGAAAGGCCAGGAGUGUCACGGCAGAGAGAGCUUCGCUGCAAGUGCUACUACUACGAUUCCCGUAUCCGUGGUCGCAUAG
This is a messenger RNA of Symbiodinium sp. CCMP2456, 1935 nucleotides long. The record is from the annotation of a GenBank genome assembly. NCBI's taxonomy places the organism in Eukaryota, Dinophyceae, Suessiales, Symbiodiniaceae.